Messenger RNA from Pezoporus flaviventris, 1217 nucleotides. RefSeq lists its product as uncharacterized. NCBI's taxonomy places the organism in Eukaryota, Metazoa, Chordata, Aves, Psittaciformes, Psittacidae. The coding region runs from base 1 to 765 and encodes 254 amino acids. The record is from RefSeq and is a predicted model, not a curated record. The transcript is spliced from 3 exons.
AUGGUUGAAGAUUUCCACUUUUAUGUGAAAUUUAUUGAAGUAGCUUUGGAUGUGAAAGAUGCAGCAGAAGUGAUGAUUACCUAUCAAGUAGAUGUCAGUUCAAGGCUCCAGCAGCAGGGCGGGACGGACGUGGCCGUGGACUUGUACCUGGCCGUCCGGCUGCUCUUCACCGGCCUGGCCCUCGUCCUCGCCUCCAUCUUCGUGAGGCCGCGGGGAGCCGAGGGGGAGCGGCCCCGGGAGCCGGCGGAAGCCGAAGCGGCCCGGGAGAGCGGCCCCGGGGACCAGGCGGAGGCGGGAGCGGGGCCAGAGGCCGGGAAGGAGGUGGCUGCUGAGCAGCAGGAGGAGGUGGCAGAGGAGCUGAGCCCUGCUGCCUUGCCCAGCCCCGCGAUGGCCAAGAGCGUCCUCUGGCAGCUGCUCACUGAGCCCCGCGAGCCCGAGUCCCAGGAAAAUGCGGAGAGCAAGAUACCAACUUUGGGAGCCUCAGCUGGGUCCAGCCUCAGGCACCCAGAACAAGUGGAGGAUGCAGGAGACUACGCAGCAUUUCCCAGCAAGGCAGAGGAGGAAGAGCUGGACUCAGAAAAAGAGAAGCCGGUGGUGGGAGAGCCGGCAAGCACAGCAGCUACACCAGCCCCAGUGACAAGUACAGCAGCAUCAACUGAGAGUUCUGAAGGUUGUGAAUGGGCUUUGGGUACCCUUGGGACCUGCCUGCUGAUUGUGAUGGGGAUCAGCAUGUUGGCACACAUACAGAGUGUGUUUUACCCAUGACCAUUUUGUCUGAUCUCAAAAGUUAAGCAGAGUUGAGUUUGGGUCUUGUCUAGGGUCAGAUGACAAUAUAGGAGGACCAGGAGAUUUUCCCCAAGGCUGGACAGUCAUGAGUGGCAGGGCAUGUGUGACAGUAUGGGCAAGUAUCUAGCCCACUGGGACCCUCCAGUGCUUUGGAAGCAUUGGAGAUGGAAGGCAGCUGUAUGGAGUCCCCAGCGAUAAGUUGCAGAAACUGCUGAAGGGGAGGGUGAAUUAUUUUGAGCCUGGUGGGCCCAUGACACUUCAGGCCAUCAGAGCAGAGAUGCAACAUAGAGAUGGACUCAUGAUCAAGGGGUGGACUUAACAAUGGACACUAUUGCCCAGGUUAUUCACGAGUGUGAACACUGCACACAGUCUCUCCUGCUCUGGAAGACUGUUACAAGAGAUGGAGCCUGACAUCAUGGACCAGAUGGACU